This is a messenger RNA of Cooperia oncophora, 483 nucleotides long. NCBI's taxonomy places the organism in Eukaryota, Metazoa, Nematoda, Chromadorea, Rhabditida, Trichostrongylidae. The record is from the annotation of a GenBank genome assembly.
AUGGCAACAGAGAAAGCUGUCCAUGCCUCAAAAGACUUCAACGACAUUGAAAGCAAAAUCUACGACGACAUUCCACCAAAGGCGCCCUCCAAAAAUCAGAGAAAUAUGAUUGAAUCACUGAAUUUGCCCCGACGAAAACUAAUGGACACAGGUACACAAAAGGCGUUAUCUGUCGAGAAUGCGAGCGGCAAUGUUGGUGUGUUGCUGAAAACCGAUAAUGCUGCCGGAUUCGGUAUGAACAUUCAAGGCAGCAUGAAUGAGGGAAUCUAUGUAAAGACGAUCGUUCCUAUGGGCGCAGCGGAUCAAACUGGCAAUAUUCUCCCUGGUGAUCGCAUAAAAUCUUUGACCAUAAACUUUGAUAAUAUGGUGUACGAGGAUGCGUUGACGUUGUUGAGCUAUGCGUCCCCAUAUAAAGUCAAGUUUGAGCUCGAACGAAGAGUGGAAACUCCACCGCCAAUGGAUAAUGACGACAUAUGUGAGUGA